Triticum dicoccoides is the source of this 919-nucleotide messenger RNA. RefSeq lists its product as uncharacterized. The coding region runs from base 1 to 759 and encodes 252 amino acids. The transcript is spliced from 2 exons. The record is from RefSeq and is a predicted model, not a curated record. NCBI's taxonomy places the organism in Eukaryota, Viridiplantae, Streptophyta, Magnoliopsida, Poales, Poaceae.
AUGACGGUGCGGGAGGUGCUGUACAUGUACAACGUCGCGCGGGAGGCGUACGAGCGGUUCAUCUCCGUGGGCGGCAACCCGGAGCAGGCCCAGAACGCGGUGGCGCUGCUGGUGUGGCUUGACCAGGGCACCAUCUCCGCCAUCCACCACGUCCCCGGCCUUGAUACUGGCGCCGUGGCCAUCAUCGCCGAGGAGGCCAACGCCGUCCUCGAGUGCCUCCGCUACCCGGUGCCCGUGCUCCCGCCCAUCCCGCUCAUCUCCACGCUCUGCUUGCAAGGCGGCGUCUACAUCGAGCCUGGCUUUUUCGCCUUCCACCAGGACUUGGUGGUCCGUGGGGUUGCUCACUUCCUCGAUGGCACCGGCAAGUUGGUCUUCAACGACCGCUUGAAUGUAUUGCUCCGGAGGUAUGAGACUGGACUGGUUGGGAACCCGCCGGAGCUCAUGGCGCCCUACAGCCCCCUUCCGGUGGUGGUGCCGGAGGACUGCCGCUCCAUGUUCAUCACCUUCUCCAAGGACAUGCAUCUCCAUCGCGAAGAGAUCUUCGACUACUUCAGGGAGAAAUGGGGUGACUGUGUGGUGAGGGUGCUCAUGGAGAAGACGACAGGCGGCAACAUGCCCAUGUAUGGCCGGAUCAUCUUCAAGACAGAGGCGGUCGUGAAGCUAGUGCUCAACGGUGAGAGGCUCGUCAAGAUCUCCAUCGACCACCGUGAGAUGUGGAUGCGCAAGUACAUUCCCAGGCCAACCAACGCCGUCGCCUAGCCAGAUCAAUCCAGGAAUCAAUCAUCGUCUUGUCUCAAUGCUCGUGUUGCUUGUUAGCCAGAUCUACCGGAUUUGCGACGUGCCAUUUCAAAAAAGAUUAGUAACCCAAUGUUGUGUUGGAGCCAAAUUAGGAGAAAUUAAAGACUGCUUGACAAAAAGU